AUGGCCAAGAGACUCAGUGGCUUGCAGCGUGAUGUGCUUCAAAUGUACAGACUGUGCGUACGAGAAGCCCACAAAAAACCAGUGGCCAACAGGCCAAACUUCAUAAGAUACAUCAGAACAGAGUUCAACAAAUAUCGAGACGUUCCUCGUAAAGACUUCAGCACAAUCGAACAUUUACUGAGAGUAGGACACCGCAGGCUAGAAACUUUUGCAACUCCUGAGGUGAAGGACAUCCACUGA
Lachancea sp. 'fantastica' is the source of this 240-nucleotide messenger RNA. Lineage: Eukaryota; Fungi; Ascomycota; Saccharomycetes; Saccharomycetales; Saccharomycetaceae. The record is from the annotation of a GenBank genome assembly.